This is a messenger RNA of Apiotrichum porosum, 1686 nucleotides long. RefSeq lists its product as uncharacterized. The record is from RefSeq and is a predicted model, not a curated record. The coding region runs from base 1 to 1686 and encodes 561 amino acids. The transcript has 2 exons. Lineage: Eukaryota; Fungi; Basidiomycota; Tremellomycetes; Trichosporonales; Trichosporonaceae. Gene Ontology annotation, molecular function: protein binding. Gene Ontology annotation, cellular component: cell tip; microtubule cytoskeleton. Gene Ontology annotation, biological process: establishment or maintenance of actin cytoskeleton polarity.
AUGGCAGCUGCCGUUCACGCACCAGCCAUCUUGGGCCAACACAUGGGCUACGACACGUACGGCAACGGUGGCAUGUCGGUGCUCGAGGACUCGGAAGACGGUGACCACCACGCCUUGGAAGACGACAUGGAAGACUACUAUUCCCAGCACCACUAUCAGCAGCAACAGCAGAUUCAGCAGCAGCAGCUGCAGUACCACCAGUACCAUCAUGACGACGACGACGACGUGGAUGGAGACAUGGACGACGACGACAUGUACUCGGACGAGAGCUCGGAGGAAAGCAUCCUGCCAGACGAGAACAUUGACUUUUCGUUGAUAUACGCGCUUCACACCUUCCUUGCUACCGUCGAGGGCCAAGCGUCGGUCGUCAAGGGCGACUCACUACUGCUCCUCGACGACGUGAACUCGUACUGGUGGCUUGUGCGCGUCCUCAAGACGGAAGAUGUGGGCUACAUCCCUGCCGAGAACGUUGAGACGCCAUACGAGCGCCUGGCGCGUUUGAACAAGCACCGCAACAUUGACAUUGCCGCCCCAACAAGAGAGGAGGCAGCCGCAGGAGAGCAGGUGCGCGAAAAUAAGCUCAAGAGUCUCAUCGGGUGGAAGAGCCGCGCCGCAAGGCAAGAAGCUGCCGCCGCCGACGACGAUGUUGUCGAGGAGCGUGAGGGCCGCCGCGUCAUCUUUGCGCCCCCAACAUAUGUCGACCACCCAGGCAACACCUGGAGCUCGGACGAGGAGGACGAGGAUGACGACGAACGCGACCUCGAAGAGCACGAGGGCGUAGAGGGCCAGCUCGACCACCACCUCCAGGACGCAGAGGGCUACGAGAUUGAGCCCGACGACGGCGUCGAGUGGGCCCAGGAUGCCGUCGAGGCGAUUCGUACCGCAGGUCACGAGUCGGACGACGAAGAGCAUGACAUCGACCCGCGUAUCCAGGCGCACGAAGACGCCUCACGCGACGAGGUCGAGACGACUGAGAGCCAAAUCUCACGGUCGGAGAGCCUCGAUCCCAGCACUGCUCUUGCUGCUGGUGCCGCCGCUGGCCUUGUCGGUGUCGACGCAGCCGCAGUUGCGACCUCGGGCGGCAUUGCGCCCCCAGACCGCUCCCCGUCACCAGCCCACCAACACGGCGCGCUCGCUCGCACCAACCCCACCCCUCCCCCUCACCGCGCUCCCGCCCUUACCCCGGACAAUGCCACGACCCCCAGCCCCGAACCACCGACCCGCGACGAACCCGUCACGCCACCGCCCGCAGUAUCCACCUCGUCCGUUGCGACGCCCGUCUCGUCGGAGCGUCCCUACACUCCUUCAACGCCGACCCAAACGACCCCCACCAACCCUUCCCCCACUAAAUCUCUCGCACGCUCAACCCCGUCUGUGGUCGCCUCCACACUGCCACCACGCCAGGCCCGCAAGUCUGUGUUGUGGACCGAGGAAGCGUUUGACAUUUCGCUGCUCAGUGCGCUCGUUCGCGCCCGCGCCGACGAAGAGCGCCGCACACGACGUGCACCGCGUCCGGUUGAGGCCGACGCCGUGCAAAAGACAUAUUACGGCGAGAAGCUUGCGCUGGACGCACUCCAGCCUGAAGUCCGCGCAUCCUACGUCCAUCUGCAGGCCAAGAUGGACGCCUUUGACCGCGACGUCGACGACCUCCUCGGCAUGCUCGUCGAGGCUCAUACCAGAGCCUGA